AUACUGUAGCAAAUGCUUCAGGUCCUUUACUAGUUGAAAUAGCGAAGACUCCGGGGUCUACGCUAGGAAUCACGCUGACAACAACUGCGCACCGUAACAAGCAGGUCAUUGUCAUCGACAAGAUCAAGCCAGCCAGCGUGGUGGACAGAUGUGGCGCGUUGCAUGUUGGUGACCAUAUUCUCUCCAUUGAUGGUACGAGCACAGAGCACUGCUCCUUAUUAGAGGCAACUCAGCUUUUAGCUGCCACUUCAGAAAAUGUCAAGCUAGAGAUAUUACCUGUUCACCAAAGCAGGCUGCCAUUGAAGCCUCCAGAAACAGUCAAGGUGCAGAAGAGUGACCACCACCACUGCUGGGACCCCUGUGUCAACUACUGUCACACCCACCACCCUGGGCACUGCAAGACACCCACUUGGAACCAGACGUCUGGACAGGAUUACUGCAAAUCUCUGGUGGCUGCCAACUUCUCAUCUCCUACCAUGAACGCGCAGGGCUUCCCCUGCCAGAAUUCGAACACGCUACCUCGCAGCUCCCACCCCAUGAGCCCCCGCACCACCAUGCUGAGGAGGAGGCAGAAGAAGAAGGAGCAUAAGAGCUCACUGUCGCUGGCCUCCAGCACGGUGGGUCCUGGCGGGCAGAUAGUCCACACGGAGACAACAGAGGUGGUGCUCAGGGGAGACCCUUUGAAUGGCUUCGGACUUCAGCUCCAGGGAGGCAUCUUUGCUACCGAAACCCUGUCUUCCCCACCUCUCGUCCGUUUUAUUGAGCCCGACAGCCCGGCAGAGAGGUGUGGGCUGCUACAAGUAGGAGACAGAGUCCUUUCUAUCAAUGGCAUUGCGACUGAGGACGGGACUAUGGAAGAAGCUAAUCAGCUUCUGCGUGAUGCUGCGCUCACGAACAAAGUGGUGCUUGAGAUUGAAUUUGAUGUUGCAGAGUCUGUCAUACCCAGCAGCGGUACUUUCCACGUUAAAUUGCCCAAGAAAAGAGGUGUAGAGCUUGGAAUUACAAUCAGCUCUGCAAGCAGAAAGCCUGGGGAGCCUUUGAUCAUCUCUGACAUCAAGAAGGGGAGCGUAGCGCAUAGAACUGGCACCUUGGAGCCGGGAGACAAGCUGUUAGCCAUUGAUAACAUCCGACUCGACAAUUGCUCAAUGGAGGAUGCUGUGCAGAUUUUAAGGCAGUGUGAAGACCUGGUCAAAUUGAAGAUUAGGAAGGAUGAAGAUAACUCUGAUGAGCAGGAGACAACCGGUGCUAUUAUCUACACAGUGGAACUGAAGCGAUAUGGUGGCCCCUUGGGAAUAACCAUCUCCGGGACGGAGGAACCUUUCGAUCCUAUUGUCAUUUCAGGCUUGACUAAACGAGGGCUGGCAGAAAGAACCGGAGCCAUCCACAUCGGUGACCGGAUAUUAGCGAUUAAUAAUGUGAGCCUCAAGGGCAAACCACUGAGCGAAGCCAUUCACCUGCUGCAGAUGGCGGGAGAGACGGUCACUCUGAAGAUCAAGAAGCAGACAGAAAAAUCCUAUCCCAAGAAGUCGGGGAGUAUAAAUGAAGUGAGUGACCCAGAAGACGAACUGACGGACUCACAGAAAACUGGCAAGCUGUCUGAGAUAUACUCCACCACAAUUCCUAGCGUGGACAGCGCUAUGGAGUCCUGGGAUGGCUCUGGCAUUGAUGCUGGGUAUGGGAGCCAAGGUACAUACAUACCUCAGGCUGCGGGCGUAGCCCUCCAUCCACACGAAUGGAGACACAGCAGGCAAAAGAGCAGCACCCCUCCAGGGGACCCCAGAAAAAACUACCCCUACAUGGAUGGAAGCUUCAGUGAAGAUGACUGGGACAAGCCCAGCAGAUACCCCAACCGCCAAAAUGGCCUUGAGACCACUCACGAGGAUAGUUUUUGGCGUGUUUUUGGAGAAGCUUUGGAGGAUUUGGAAACAUGUGGCCAGUCUGAACUUUUGAGGGAGAUUGAGGCAUCCAUCAUGACAGGGAGCGUGCACAACCUGGGCCUGGAGGGCAGCAAGCUGCUCCUGGACUCUGUCAACCCAUCAGGACCAAGCCCAUUGAGGAAAGCAAACUCCAGCUGUGAUGAUGGACAGACGGACAGCAGUUCCUCUGCCAAGAAGAACGAGAGGAACCUGGACAUGAAGAAGAUCGAGAAGGAGAUGCAGGAAAUCAUGUCCCCUACCCCCCUUGAGUUUCACAAGAUGACACUCCACAAAGACCCAGAGAGUGAAGACUUUGGAUUCAGUGUGUCGGAUGGCCUGUUAGAAAAAGGUGUCUAUGUAAAUAUGGUCCGUCCGGAUGGGCCAGCAGAUCAGUGUGGCCUCAAGCCAUAUGACAGAGUGCUUCAGGUAAACCGCAUCCGAACGAGAGACUUUGACUGCUGUCUGGCUGUUCCCCUGAUUUCGGAGGCUGGAGAUAAGCUGGACCUGGUGAUUAGCCGAAACCCCUUGGCACUGGCUGCCAACGCUCCCCCGGAGGGGAACAGAGAACUGCCUGCUCAGGUGGCCUGCGGCGCUGAGGUCAAGGCGAGCGUCCAGAUGCUCUGA
Molecule: messenger RNA, 2540 nt
Organism: Leptosomus discolor (cuckoo roller)
Lineage: Eukaryota; Metazoa; Chordata; Aves; Leptosomiformes; Leptosomidae
Source: RefSeq, a predicted model, not a curated record